Molecule: messenger RNA, 3006 nt
Organism: Populus euphratica (Euphrates poplar)
Lineage: Eukaryota; Viridiplantae; Streptophyta; Magnoliopsida; Malpighiales; Salicaceae
Product: probable xyloglucan glycosyltransferase 12
Exons: 5
Coding region: 477-2582 (701 amino acids)
Cellular component (GO): Golgi apparatus
Molecular function (GO): glycosyltransferase activity
Source: RefSeq, a predicted model, not a curated record
CAAUUCUCUAGCAAAAAGACGUGUUGAGCUGUUACCUUUUUCUCUUGUCCCUAAUCAAAUCUCUCUGGACAUCACUCUCCCUCUCUCUAUAAUCCCAUUGAAAGCUGUAAUUGAGUGAGAGCUCUUUUGGACUCGUCCCCAGCCCUCAAUCCUGACCCUCUUUCCCUCUCUCAAGAAACAAAUUGUUUCAUCUCCCUCCAUCUUCUAAGAAGAACUCUUAACAAUAGUUAUGGUAUAAAGUGUCUCCUAUGUCACCGUAAUUUAGAAACUUCUCGCUUUGGUUGCUUUCCCCUUCAUCCUCCACGCGUUCUCCGUCUCACAUUAUGGUAUAGGAUUUAUAGCCCUUUUUUUAGCCUCAAAACAAAUAUAAAGGACGGAUUUUUGACGCUUUUCUUCCUUUCUCCGGCGAGUCCCGUUUAUUUAUUUUUAAAAAAACUUUGUUUUGUUUUAAAGAUCAGAAUCUCAAAUAAACGAGAAUGGCACCCCCGUUUGACUGGUGGACAAAGGACAGCCAUAGAGGAACACCGGUUGUAGUCAAAAUGGAGAACCCAAACUGGUCAAUGGUGGAGCUUGAAGGUCCAUCAGAGGAAGACUUCUUAAUCACUGAUUCACCGAGUCGACUCGGCCGCGACAAAUCACGUAACAAAAACGCUAAACAACUUACAUGGGUCCUUCUCUUAAAAGCCCACAAGGCUGCCGGUUGCUUGACCUCCAUUGCCACCGCAAUGGUCACUCUCGGCUCCGCUAUCAAGCGCCGCAUCCACUCUGGCCGCACCGACAUCGAAACCACCGACAUCGACCGGGAAAAUGAGAACCCAACAGUGAAAACUAGAUUCUAUACUUUCAUCAAGAUUUUUCUUUGGCUGUCAGUUUUGCUGUUAGGAUUUGAAGUUGCCGCUUAUUUUAAGGGUUGGCAUUUCGGAGCUCCACAUCUGCAAUUGCAGUACUUAUUAGCGAUGCCAUUUGGGUUUCAAGAUAUCUUUGAUUCCUUGUAUUCACGGUGGGUUUUGUUUCGUGUGGAGUAUCUUGCUCCUCCUUUGCAAUUUCUAGCCAAUGCGUGUAUUGUGCUCUUCCUUGUCCAGAGUGUUGACAGGCUUGUUCUUUGUUUGGGCUGUUUCUGGAUCCGGUUUAAGAAUAUUAAACCAAUCCCAAAACAAGACGCUGCUGCUGAUCUUGAAUCUGGUGAAAAUGGAUUUUUUCCCAUGGUUCUUGUCCAGAUUCCCAUGUGCAAUGAGAAAGAGGUUUAUCAACAAUCUAUUGCAGCUGUGUGUAAUUUAGACUGGCCGAAAUCGAAGAUUUUAAUACAAAUUCUAGAUGAUUCUGACGAUCCAACUACGCAAUUGUUGAUUAAAGAGGAGGUUAAUAAAUGGCAGCAAGAGGGUGCCCACAUUUUGUAUAGGCAUCGUGUAAUUAGAGAUGGCUAUAAAGCUGGUAAUCUCAAGUCUGCUAUGAAUUGUAGCUAUGUCAAAGACUAUGAAUUUGUGGCUAUUUUCGAUGCCGAUUUCCAGCCAACCCCCGACUUUCUUAAAAGAACAGUCCCUCACUUCAAGGGUAAUGAGGAGCUAGGGCUUGUCCAGGCAAGGUGGUCUUUUGUGAACAAGGAUGAGAACUUGUUGACUAGGUUGCAGAACAUUAAUUUAGCAUUUCAUUUCGAAGUAGAGCAGCAAGUGAAUGGUAUUUUCAUUAACUUCUUUGGAUUCAAUGGGACUGCUGGGGUGUGGAGGAUAAAAGCUUUGGAAGAUUCUGGUGGUUGGUUAGAGAGGACUACUGUUGAGGACAUGGACAUUGCUGUUCGUGCCCAUCUUCAUGGCUGGAAAUUCAUUUUCCUCAAUGAUGUUGAGUGUCAGUGUGAAUUGCCUGAGUCAUAUGAAGCAUACAGAAAGCAACAACACAGAUGGCAUUCUGGACCCAUGCAGCUGUUUAGACUCUGUUUACCUGCUAUUAUUCGAUCCAAGAUUAGCAUAUGGAAGAAAUUCAACAUGGUUUUUCUCUUCUUUCUGCUUAGAAAGCUUAUCCUACCAUUUUAUUCUUUCACACUCUUCUGCAUAAUUCUCCCCAUGACGAUGUUUAUACCAGAGGCUGAGCUCCCAGCAUGGGUUGUGUGUUACAUUCCAGCUACCAUGUCAUUUCUCAACAUUCUCCCAGCCCCCAAAUCCUUCCCUUUCAUUGUCCCUUACCUUCUGUUUGAAAACACUAUGUCAGUGACCAAGUUCAAUGCUAUGAUCUCUGGCCUAUUCCAGCUUGGAAGUGCCUAUGAAUGGGUUGUUACUAAGAAGUCUGGCCGCUCUUCUGAGGGUGAUCUUGUUUCCUUGGCGAAGAAAGAGACAAAGCAUCAAAGGGGUUCUUCAGAGCCAAAUCUUGAAGAAUUGAAGGAAGAAAUUAUGCAACAAGAUCAAAAGGCUAAGAAAAAAAGGAAGCAUAAUAGAAUAUAUAUGAAAGAGUUGGCACUGGCUUUCCUUCUCUUAACGGCUUCAGCAAGGAGUUUGCUUUCUGCUCAGGGGAUUCAUUUCUACUUCUUGCUAUUUCAAGGGAUAUCAUUCUUGCUUGUCGGUCUAGAUUUGAUAGGAGAGCAGGUUCAGUGAAGGAAGCAUGACAGAUUUUGUGAGAUAUAUUGCCGAUAUAAACAUAGGCGACUUGGGUGGACAAGAAGUAUGAUUAUCACUGAAAAGAAAAUUUACACGGGGAAGUUGUACUGCGGGCUGGGAGUGCUUCUUUUCUUGAUUGCCCCCAACCCUUCAGAACCCCAAUACAUUGCGCACCCAAUAUGAGGUACAAAUAUUGUGUUAUAUGGACAGAAUAAUGACUGCGGUUGGGCAAGAAAGAUACAGUAGAUAGUGUUUAUGUUUCUCAUUACAUGUAAGGUUCUUUUUAUUUUUUUAUUUUCUCCUUUUCUGCCUCUUGUAUUGUUUUUUUUAUUCUUUCGUUUUUGGUUCAAUUCUUUUGUAAGAGAAAUUGUCUGUUCAAACAUCAAAGAAGAAUUCUAAUUACAGCUUCAAGGUUCAUCAC